This is a messenger RNA of Anopheles bellator, 768 nucleotides long. RefSeq lists its product as uncharacterized. Bases 1 to 567 code for a protein of 188 amino acids. The record is from RefSeq and is a predicted model, not a curated record. Lineage: Eukaryota; Metazoa; Arthropoda; Insecta; Diptera; Culicidae. The transcript is spliced from 2 exons.
AUGAGCGUGCUGGGUGCAGUCAACAGUGUUGCGCCGCUAGUGGCAGUGUCAGGAAGUGCAUCCGCCGCGUCGUCGGUACAACUUACCACCUGGCUCCCCGGUAACGACCCACGCUUCUUGUGUCUUCGUCCCCACACACAGGUUCAGGCGACCGGAAGCGCCCCGGUGCUGGUGCUGGUUGCGAACGGAAGCGACAUUACGAUUAAUUUUCCCGGCGAAAACAACAACAACCGGCUGGUGAGCAUCGUCAGCGCGUCCGGCAACAACAACCCGUCCAUGGUCGACUGGAUCGGGGGCAACGGAGCGAACAAGGCGCCCUCGAUUUCGCUCGGCCGAGGACUUCCGCCGGUGGCCGAUGACUCCGACAGCUCCGAGGAUUCCGACCCCAAUCGCCCCCGAUGGUCAGUGGCACCGACCGGUGGCGUCGGAGCGUUACCAGAGAGUGAUGAAGCGGCCAGGACGCUGCCCACCGUGACGGCAACCACCGUCGGAACCGUUACGACGACGAACGCAACCGCGACUAUCCGGAACACCACUCCGACACCGACCACCGUGGCGGCCAACUAGAGCUUCCGGAUUGCUGCGAAAUAAAACCGUGAUCCGGUCAGGUUGUUGCUGCUCUGUCUCAUGUUGUGUUUCCUGUAUUUCAAAUGCUGCUGUUGACGGUUGUUGUAAUGGUUGUGUUUAUUUUCAUUCCUUUUGCACAGAUCGUUAGGGAGGAAGAGGAGGCUCGAUAAAUACAAUCAGCAAAGUGUUGUCCUUUCUUUA